Drosophila persimilis is the source of this 1181-nucleotide messenger RNA. RefSeq lists its product as uncharacterized. The transcript has 4 exons. Bases 6 to 1079 code for a protein of 357 amino acids. Gene Ontology annotation, biological process: mitotic cell cycle; establishment of meiotic spindle localization; spindle organization. The record is from RefSeq and is a predicted model, not a curated record. Gene Ontology annotation, cellular component: spindle pole. Gene Ontology annotation, molecular function: protein binding. NCBI's taxonomy places the organism in Eukaryota, Metazoa, Arthropoda, Insecta, Diptera, Drosophilidae.
UGAAAAUGAGCUCAAACAAAAUACAGAAGACACAUUCCUUGACCGGACGGUACUCCGAAGACGCAGUGUCGGUCAUAUCGCUUUAUUUCGAGCAAUCCGUAAGUUCGUCGUUCUCGCAUAUCCGCAAUGACGUUGGAACCACGCCUCAGAAUCGAGUCCUGCAAUUGUUGCUGGACUACAAACUCUUCAAGGCGGCUCGGACUAUUCAGCGCUUUGUCCGAGGAUGGCUCUGCCGGAAGAUGUUGGCCAAAGGAGCGGCUGCAGUCACCACCAUCAGCAGAUGGUGGCGGGGCUUCCGUGUUCGCCAGAACUACUACGUCCUGAUGGAGCAGAGGCUGCAGAAGAAACUUUUGGACCACUACUACGAGCAGGCAACUAAGAUCCAGACUUUGUUUCGUGGCUGGCGCACCCGUCAGUUCGUGCAGGACUUCAAUGGCCUUCAGCUGAUUCAGAUGCAGUUCGCCGAGGAUCUGAUCAGCUGUUUAGCCCGAAGUCUGCGCGAUGUGAAGAAUAACGAUCAGCUGCCAGGGGUUUACUGCCUGCGCACGGAUGGAAGAUGCCUUAGGAUAAUUGAGGACCUGGCUCGCACCUUCAGCUACCGCUUCCACAACGGUCGUGUGCGGGCUUCGAUCGCCAAACGACGCUCAUAUCUCGAAGAUAUGCGCCAAAGCUUCCAUCUGUCUCAUGCAUACACAUUAACGCCCUUCCCAGGUCCUGGUGCUGUCCUGGGGGACUGCACGACUCACGUUGAUAUCACUGAGCCGGGCUUCUCCAAAGAGACCGAUUUUCGUAUGCAGCGCCUCAUAUUGAUGUUCGAGAAGUCCAAGCGGGAUCCGGAUGUGGUCAGAGUUCAGAAUUCACUGGCGUCCAAACACAGGCGCGAUAUCCAAACGUCUCUGAAGGCGCAGAAGGAGGAGAGAAUAAAAAACUUCUGCACGUUUGUCUUUCAUCGCAUAGCCUCAACCAUUGGUAAUAAGCGCAGUAGCGUCAAAAACUAUCUCGACGAAUUGUUGUAUAACGCCGAGGAAAUGUGUUGUCACUGCCAGCCAAAAUUGGUUACCCAAUCGUUGUGUCACUAGGUGACACCUACACACGUUUAAUGGGUUCGGACAAGUUCAUUUUCAUUUUUAAAUAUUUUAACCAUACUCGCGGAAAAACGUAAUAAAAUUGUUAAAUUGUUA